Notechis scutatus (mainland tiger snake) is the source of this 309-nucleotide messenger RNA. NCBI's taxonomy places the organism in Eukaryota, Metazoa, Chordata, Lepidosauria, Squamata, Elapidae. The record is from RefSeq and is a predicted model, not a curated record.
UUCUGUGUCACAUGCCUGAAGAACGUUUCUUCUACAACGUGACCUCCAAGAGCUGCCAGUUCUUCAUCGACUAUGGAUGCUCCGGGAGCCUGAACAGCUACCACUCCGCUAAGGAAUGCGAGGAAGCUUGCAAAAAGGCCGACAUCUGCCUCCUGCCUCCCGAUUGUGUGCCUUGCAAAGACAAAACACAACACUGGUUUUACGACCCGAAGAACAAAAGGUGCAAGAAAUUGGCUUCCGGGAGGUGCGGGGGGAACGCCAACAACUUCAAAACACGUGCAGAGUGCCAGCUGAGGUGCCACAAGAGAG